CCUCUUGCAUGAGAGAAUUGCAGUAGCUAGAGCUAGACACCGUACGAUGGUUUGGUAGGUACACAUUUUCUGCUCGAUCGGUGAAAGUAAAGAUUUUCCAAGUGAUAUCAUCAUCAAACAGAGAGAAGAAAAAACCAUUUUCAAGGUUCUGUUCCUGGUGAUUCGUUGUUCGUUCAGUGAUCGUUGGAUGUUUACAGUUGUUCUCGCCAGCGUGGUUAUUGGUGACUUAAAAUCCACUCACUGUGUUGUUGAUACCGAUUCGGAAGAAAAGGUGAGACGACAGAGAAAGAACCCAAGGCAAAUCGAUUUUGCUCGGGCGUAGAAGAGAAACUACUGCGUCUCGGAGAAAGAUUUCCUUCAUUGUUCAGAGUGCUAGAUUGCUUUUCUGGCCAACCAGCCAUCCAGCCAGCCACAAACGACACGGGACACGAAUAGGAAUGAAAAUCUGCGUAAUUGGAGCAGGGGUCGUUGGGCUGACCAGUGCCCUCGAACUGCAGCGGGAAUUUCGCAAUGCAAGCAUCACCAUUUUGGCCGAUCGGUUCGAACAGGACACGUGCAGUGACGUGGCAGCCGGGCUGUUUCGCCCUGGGACGAGCUUUUCGGGGCCGACCGAGAAAAUCACCAGGAAAUGGAUAUCGGACGCAUAUUUGUACUGGGACGCAAUUCGUCGAACGGAGGAAGCAUCCGAUGCGGGUGUGACCCAGCUUUCCGGAUACAUUUUUUCCAGCACCGAACCGGGCAUCGUCAGGAAUCACUACAUCGAGAAAAUUGUCCCCGUUUACCGGGCUGCCACCGAACAGGAACUUCAAAUCUGCCCAGGGGACUGGAAGUACGGAUCAUAUUUUAGAACAAUCUUAACCGAGUGUCGCCUGUUUCAACCCUGGGCAACCCGUAAAUUUCUCAAUGGCGGAGGCCAAAUCGUGACGGAAAAGGUCGAUAAUCUUCGAGAUCUGGCCGGGAGGAAUUUCGACAUUAUCGUCAACUGUACCGGAAUGGGCGCGAAAAAGCUGUGUGCUGACCACAAGCUGGUGCCCAUUCGUGGCCAGGUCAUCAAGGUGAAAGCCCCCUGGGUGAAGAUGGCUUUCUACGCCGAUUACGAUACGUACAUCAUUCCCGGAUUCCAGGGAGUGACCCUGGGAGGAUGUAGGAAUUUCGAUAGCUACAAUUCACAACCAUGCAAACACGAUUCUGCCGCCAUAAGGGAACGAUGUGAAGCAUUGUUGCCCAGCUUGAAAGGGUCGCCAGUGAUAAGGGAGGCGGUUGGACUGAGACCUCAUCGUGACCCAGUCCGGGUUGAGCUUGAAUUUUUGGAAACUGAGACCGGUCGAUUGAAGGUGGUUCACAACUAUGGACAUGGGGGAUACGGAGUGACUACGGCUCCGGGAACCGCGAUCUACGCUACUCAACUUGUAAGAGAUGCUUUGAAAAGUAACAGUAAAUUAUAAAUUUC
Molecule: messenger RNA, 1450 nt
Organism: Uranotaenia lowii
Lineage: Eukaryota; Metazoa; Arthropoda; Insecta; Diptera; Culicidae
Gene: Daao1
Product: D-aspartate oxidase
Exons: 4
Coding region: 438-1445 (335 amino acids)
Molecular function (GO): D-amino-acid oxidase activity; FAD binding
Source: RefSeq, a predicted model, not a curated record